Molecule: messenger RNA, 897 nt
Organism: Pestalotiopsis fici W106-1
Lineage: Eukaryota; Fungi; Ascomycota; Sordariomycetes; Amphisphaeriales; Sporocadaceae
Exons: 2
Coding region: 1-897 (298 amino acids)
Cellular component (GO): membrane
Source: RefSeq, a predicted model, not a curated record
AUGGAUAUUCGUACACGUGCCAGCUCCUCAGGCUAUGUUGACCCCAACUUCCCCAAUCCUGGUGGCAAGUGGGACACAUAUGUUAUCAUCUACGGCUAUACGCCAGCCUUUUCGCUUGCGAUCUUUGCCGCCGCAUGGUUCGUUCUGUUUCUAGUUGUCCACCUCGCGCAGGCGAUACGGCAUCGUAGCUGGUAUUUCAUCACGUUCCCCAUUGGCCUCCUAUUCGAGGUCAUCGGCUAUGUUGCGCGCUCUUUAUCGGCAAAGAAGGAUCCGUACAACUUGAUAUACUUCAUUAUCCAGUACUUCUUCAUCGUCACAGCACCCGUGUUUCUCGCCGCAGGGAUUUAUACCAUCUUAUCUGCCGUCAUAUCAAGGGUUGAAUCUGGACGCCGGUUUGCCUUCAUCUCACCAAAGACAAUCAUCUGGUUCUUCGUCGUCUCCGAUGUCAUCUCGACGAUUUUGCAGAUCACCGGCGCUGCGCUUAUUGGCGUGACGGAGUCUCGGCGGGAGGACCCGACUACGGCCAACAACAUCUUACUUGGGGGCUUGGCUUAUCAGGUCUUCUCCUUGGGCAUGUUCCUGAUUUUGACAGUCACCUUUAUCCUACGUGGACGGCGACAGGUUGCCAAGGCAGGCUUGAUGAGAUUUUAUCUGGUUCUGCUCGUGGCGACUGUAUUGAUUUAUUUACGCACCUGUUUCCGACUUGCGGAGACGGCUGAAGGCCUCGGCGGGUCUUUGUACACCAACGAAGUCCUCUUUGCAUGCCUUGAGUUUGCCCCAGUGGCCCUUACGACAUUGCUGUUUUCUGUGUGGCAUCCAGGAAGAUGUGUUGGAAAGAAAAUGGUGCCUGCAAAUGGCAUGUUAUCAAAGACAGAAACACCAGGGUCUCACUUUUGA